This is a messenger RNA of Solea solea (common sole), 3070 nucleotides long. It is a transcript of the gene elmo3, whose product is annotated as engulfment and cell motility 3. The record is from RefSeq and is a predicted model, not a curated record. Gene Ontology annotation, biological process: cell motility; actin filament organization. NCBI's taxonomy places the organism in Eukaryota, Metazoa, Chordata, Actinopteri, Pleuronectiformes, Soleidae. The transcript is spliced from 21 exons. The coding region runs from base 292 to 2439 and encodes 715 amino acids.
CCCUCGACCGAACGACUCCAACCAACCCGGAACUUUAAAUCCACUAAUCAUUCCUGAAAACUUGAAGUGAGGAGUUUCCUCCUGCUCUCCGAGGAGUUCAGAUGUUUCUGUAAGAGAAGAAGAGAGUGACUUCUGGGAGACAAGGGUUGUUUUUUUUUCUCCCUCUGAAGGAAUAGAAAACGCACAGAGAGACCGUGACAAAUGUUUCUCGCGCAGACUGCGGCAGUUCUGUAGGACAGUGGCAUCGACUCGCCUUUUCAAAUCAGAGUGGUGGAAUUAAGAGGUGCCAAAAUGCCUCAGCAGAAGGACAUUGUGAAGAUAGCCAUCCAGAUGCCUGGGGCUUAUCCACAGCUCAUACAACUUGAUCAGAAAAAACCCCUUUCUGCUGUAAUAAAGGAAGUGUGUGAUGGCUGGAAUCUCCCAGGUCCUGACAACUAUGCUCUGCAGUAUGCUGAUGGAGUACAGACGUACAUCACUGAAUCAAAUCGUCUGGACAUUAAAAACGGCUGCAUUCUGCGUCUGACCAAGGCACCGAGUCGCUGUGCCGAAGACUUGUUCAAGGGCAUCCAGAGCUCAGACUCGGGCGUGCGCUGCGACUCGUUGAAGGAGCUGGCGAACGUUUCCACGGACGUGACCUUUGCCCAGGAGUUCAUCAGCCGAGACGGACACCUCUUAUUGGUCAAGAUAGUAGAGGAUUCUAAUGAGAGUAAUGUGAUCAUGACCCACACUCUGACAGCCUUCAUGGAACUGAUGGAUCAUGGGAUAGUUUCUUGGGAAAACCUCUCAACCGUCUUCAUCAAGAAGAUUGCCGGCUUUGUCAACGCCAAGCUUACCGAUGCAUCGAUGCAGCAGGUGUCCUUGGACAUCCUGGAGAGCAUGGUGCUGAGCAGUCACGGCCUCUUCCUACAGGUCAAACAGGAAGUCACCAUGGAGAGACUUGUAGCUCACCUCCAAGUGACAAAUCAGCAGAUACAGACCAAAGCCAUGGCCCUGCUGAUGGCCCUACUACAGACAGCCGGAGACUCAGACAGACAGGACAUGUUUGCCUUCCUGAACAAGAAGAAUCUCCGUCAGUACAUUUAUAAGAACAUCAUCCAUAGCUCUGGAUCAGUCCAGGAUGAGAUGGCCCACUACCUCUAUGUCCUACAGUCCGUUACUAUGAAUCACCUGGAGCCUCGCAUGAGGACGCCACUGGACUGUUAUAGCCAGGAGCAAAGAGACAUCCUUCACAGUUUGCGUCAGGCAGCGUUCGAGACAGAAAGCGAGAACAGCCUGAGCCACGAGAGGCGGCGCUCGCUCUGCGCUAAAGAGUUUAAGAAACUAGGCUUCUCUAACAACAGUAACCCAGGUCAGGACUUGUUGCGGACGCCUCCUGGUCUUUUAGCGAUGGACACCAUGUUUUAUUUUGCUUCACGGUAUCCUGAUGCUUACAGCAGGUUUGUUCUUGAGAACAGCAGUAGGGAGGACAAACACGAGUGUCCAUUUGCCAGGAGCAGCAUACAGCUCACACUCAUCCUAUGUGAAAUUCUUCGUAUUGGAGAGCCACCCUCAGAGACGGGAUCUAACUACCAUCCCAUCUUCUUCAGCCAGGAUCGACUCAUGGAGGAGCUUUUCUGUGUUUGUAUUCAGCUGCUCAACAAAACAUGGAAGGAGAUGAGAGCCACUCAGGAGGACUUUGACAAGGUGAUGCAGGUGGUGAGGGAGCAGAUUACCAGGACGCUGUCCAGUAAGCCCACCUCCCUGGAGCUCUUUAAGAACAAAGUCCACGCCCUCAACUACAGCGAGAUCCUCAAACUGCGGCAGACCGAGCGGCUGCACCAGGAGGAGAUUCUUGCUCCACCCGUACUUGAGCUCAAAGAGCGCCUGAAGCCAGAGCUGCUCGAGUUGAUCCGCCAGCAGAGACUCAACAGACUGUGUCAGGGAACAAUGUUCAGGAAGAUCAGCAGCCGACGUAGACAAGAUAAACUUUGGUACUGCCGCUUGUCGCCCAAUCACAAAAUGCUUCACUACGGCGACGCGGAGGAAGAUACAGACAAUCCGACUAUAGAAACACUUCAGGAGAAGAUUCCGGUUGCAGAUAUUAAAGGGCUGCUGACGGGAAAAGACUGUCCUCAUAUGAAAGAGAACAAAGGCAAACAGACCAAGGAGGGGCUGGACCUGGCGUUCAGCAUCACGUACGAUGUAGAGGAGUACAGUCUGAACUUCAUCGCUCCCACCAGAACGGACUUCUGCCUGUGGACAGAUGGAUUGAGUGUUCUCCUGGGCCGGGAGAUGAGUAGUGAUUCCAUGCGCAGCGAGCUGGAGAUCCUCCUCUCCAUGGAGAUUAAGCUCCGCCUCCUGGACCUGGAGAACGUCCCCAUCCCCGACAGCGCACCCGUCGUCCCCAAACCUCCGAGCAACUUCAACUUCUGCUACGACUUUAGUCAGACUGAGCAGUAGAGUGUGUGUAUGAAUGUGUAAAUAUACUUAUAUACUGUGUGUGCAUGUGCGCGCGCGUGUGUGUGUGUGUGUGUGUGUGUGUGUGGUGCAUCCACGUACUCAUGAACACAGUCUAUUAUCCUGAGAUUACACACACACACCCUCCUUCCACCUGGUUCUUUACGUCCAAGUGAAGCAAUGCAAACACGCAAAGAACCUCUUUUAACUCCACGGACACUGUAAAAUAUCACCAAUCAAGUAACGGUACUUUAAUUUCCCUAAACACAUGUAAAACUAUGCAUGGUACAUGGACUCUUCGCACUUUACCCCACUGUGGGUGCAGAUGCUUUGAUCUGGUUGUGCUCAUCCUUUACUGCCCUGUUUCAAUGGACACUGAUCAGAACACUCAUUUAGAUGUGGUACAUGUUAAGACUCCUUUUCAACAAAGAAACACAGUAUGUUUUUAGUGUUUGCUCAAUUUUACCUAUAGGUAAUUCACUUUAUAGUUUCCAGCUCAAUAAUGAAAUCUAUGUACGGCUUAUUACCUUUGCCACAAUCUACAACUUUGAAAAUAAUUUCAAUCACGUUUUAGAUAAGCAAUCAUCUCUGUGUGACACAGAAAAGCAAUAAAUACCCUUUAGGUUUGCCUGAA